AUGGAAAGCGGCACUGACACUUCGUCUGAUGUGGGUCACGAUAUGGUAGCAACAAACCGUGAUGAAGAACAUCGUACACAGAGCCCUGAAAGUGCUCAAGGUGAUGAAAGUUCGGCCCCUUCUGAACUCGACCAUGUGAGGCAGCUUGCACUGCUGUUGUUAAAGUGGAAAGAAAGUAAGCGACUGCCGGAGACAACAGCGAAUGAAAUUGCCAAUGACAUCAUUUGUUAUGUGCAAGGUCUCGCAGACCACUUAAUGACGAAGCCAGCACAAGAGGUGCCGGAACUUAUGUCUUCUAUUUGCGAUGAAAUGCAGACGUUGGCGACAAACAGAGGCCGGACUGAAUACUGGCAGACCUACCUCCCAUUCAUUGAGCCUCGAGCUGUUCUGCUAGGAACUAAUGAACGAGGAAGACAAGUUGUAUUUCACUACGUGCCCAUAUGUGAUGUUUUGAGGCACGUCCUUGAGGACCCAGAAACAUACAGUAGCUUUUGUUGCUCAGACAGAGAAGAGGGCUACUUGUCUUCAGUUUUCGACGGAACAGCCUUCCGUGAUCAUUCUUAUUUCCAGGGCGAUGACGGAAAGAUCUGUAUACAAUUGUAUGCAGAUGAAUUUGAAGUUUGUGACCCGCUGGGGAGCAAGAGGGGGAAACACAAGCUGUUGGGCGUUUAUUUUUCAAUCCUCAAUAUAGCACAAAGGUCAAGGUCCACAUUGUCACAAAUACACCUUGUGCUGCUUGUGAAAGAUAAGCAUGCGUCAGCUUAUGGACUUCGAAAGGUUUUUGCCCCACUUUUGGAGGAUGUGGCCAAAUUGGAAAGGGAGGGCAUCGCGGUGCAUGGAAGGGUACUCAAUGGCACAAUCUUCAUCAUGACCGGAGACAAUUUAUCAAGCCAUCGAAUAGGAGGAUUUAAGUGCAGUUUUAGUGCGGGUAGGAUAUGCCGCUUUUGCUUGGCACUACGGAAUGAGACAAGUCACAAACACCUAGAAUCUGAUUUUGUGCUACGGUCCCCGGAAGGCCACUGCCACCAUCUGGAAAUGCUAACGAGCGGAAUGCCUGCAGUAUCUCUGUACGGUGUGCGCGAAGCCUGUGCGAUAACAACGUCCGGAUUUCACCCCACGGAGCACUUCCCUCCUGACGUGAUGCACGACGUCUUUGAGGGAGUGAUUCCGUUUGCAAUGAGGCACAUAAUGAAAUCCUUGGUCUCAAGUGGACUUUUUUCCCUCAACCACCUGAAUGAACGUCUUGAAACGUAUAACUACGAGGCGGCAGCAUGA
Ornithodoros turicata is the source of this 1275-nucleotide messenger RNA. RefSeq lists its product as uncharacterized. The coding region runs from base 1 to 1275 and encodes 424 amino acids. The transcript has 2 exons. The record is from RefSeq and is a predicted model, not a curated record. Lineage: Eukaryota; Metazoa; Arthropoda; Arachnida; Ixodida; Argasidae.